This is a messenger RNA of Linum trigynum, 6917 nucleotides long. NCBI's taxonomy places the organism in Eukaryota, Viridiplantae, Streptophyta, Magnoliopsida, Malpighiales, Linaceae. The record is from the annotation of a GenBank genome assembly.
GCCAAAAUAACUCAAGAUUGCAUUGCUAGUACAGCUACUUACCAAGGUUGUAUUCCGAGGGCCCUCGGUAUCCUAUGGUACAUUUCAAGCGGUUGUUAUCAAGUCAAUAAAGUUUUGAUUGGUUGGAUGACAAUUGGUAAAAACUGAUAACGAAAGCAUAAAUGAGAAAGCAGGUACCUGGAGCACCGCCCUCGCCUUAGUUAAUAUGUAUGUCAUGCAAAAGGAUAGAAUAGCCAGUUUAAGGAGAAUGAAGUGUGGGAAUCACUAAUAUGAGAAUUAGCUCAAUGGUCAUGCAACUAAACCCCUCCUAAUUUGAUCCACUAACCCAAUCUCACCUCAAUCAAAUUCACGAAUUAGGGACACACUCUAUUGCUUUCAAUGGGUUGCACCUAUUUUCACACUAGGUCGAUAUAUAUGUCGAUGGUCAUGAAAGUAUCUCCCUAGCAUCACAUAUGUGGGAGCCCUAGUUUGCAUGGGAUGAUCACCUUGUCCGCCAACUAGGUCUCUCAAUCAAUCAUCUACAAAAAUCAUGCCAAGAUCGCUCAAUUCAUAAACACCUUCAAUCAAAUCCUAAUUAGAAAAUCAUAGAUAACACAUGGAGAGACAAAUUCAAAACUCACUAAUCAUAAAUAGAUGCAUAAAAAUACUAGGUAAACACAUCCCAUUCAUGAACUUAAGCAAAAUUCCUCUUACAUAACAAAACCUAACACUAGGGUUCGAGGCCCAAAGCCCCUAGUACAUUGAGUGAGUACCCAAUAAAGGGAGGACGAAAAAACAUAGAAGAAUAGAAUUGGCAGACUUCUUUGGGAAAAUCCUUCCUUCUUAGAUCCUUCCUCUUCUCUUUUAUUCUCUUCGUCUCAUUCCUUCAGUUUUUCUCUCUUAACUCUCUCUAAAACUAAGAAAAUUGACCAAGUGUUUAAUCUCCUCUACAAUGGAGGAGAAGUCCUCUAUUUAUAGUUUUCAGAAAACGAAAAUAGGUUUAUGGCCAAAGGCUCAAAUAUCCGUCUGUGAUCUUCAAUGUAGAGGUCGCGAUCUUGAGACGGUGGCAUUCUGAUUCUGCUGGCUAGGGAGAUCGCAGGUUGACUUCUUGAUCACGAUUCAAAAGUCAGCUGUGAUCAUUACCGCAGUCCCUAACGAGGAAGGUUGCCAGUCGACUGCCGAAGCCUUGUGUUCUUCCUUGGUUGUCGCUUCUCCAAGUUCACAGUUGAAAUCUCCAAGCUCGCAGUCUCUAUCUUUCUUCAGAGGCCGUGAUCUUUGGUUGAAGUUCACGGUUUCCUCUUCUCGGCCGUGAUCUUCCUGUUUAGCUCCAAAUCCUACACUUUUCCUAUUUUGGUGCCUAGAAUGCAAGUAUCAUCGAGUGCACCCUAAUACAACAUGAAAUGCUCCGAGUAACGAAUUUGGGAUGCAAAUGAAAAUAUAUUAACCAUGAAAAUCAAAGAACGGCAUGAAAAUACAUAGACUAUGGAGGCUAAGUAACACAUAUUUGGGUGUAAUCAGUGUGGUGUAAUAAUAAAAUGAAGUUAUGAAAAGUAUCACUUUAGGUUAAAUAAUAAUGGAAAAGUUAGCUUACCUUGUAGAACUUUUGCGUAAUGCAAAUUGAUAACAUAAUGAACAAUGUAGUUAUUUAUAUGUUUUACACAAUGUAUUUUAAAUAAGUAAAUCUUUCAUAAUGUGGAAUGCAAAAAGUGUCGAGAUAGAUGUCUAAAGCUAAAAAUAUUAUGGUGAAAUUCAGCAUAGUAAGAUAGAAAACAAAAUUUCCCUUAACAACUAACUGUGAGCAAAAGAGUUUAUAGUAAAUUAUUCUGUAGAGUAUUUACAAAUUCUAAAAAAAGGAAACAAAUUUAGGGAGUUAUUAUUUGUCUCCCUAAAGAUUUGAAUUUAUCGCCCUAGAACAUAUGAAAUUAAUUACGAGUUAAUUUUAUGGUUAAAAACCCUUCAAUUUAAUAGUCGAGCCACCCAUCACCUGUUGAGUCACCCGUACUUCGUCGAGCAUCCGUUGAAUUAAUUCCGCAAAGGAAACAGAAUGGAUGCCACCACCACUCAGUUCCCCAAACUAAUUCCUCCCGGGGGGUUGAAAACUUGUCGAUGGUAGGGUAGAGGUCAAACACUCGCCUCUACCCCGUCGGCAAAGUGUUUUAACUUGCAUCGUCACUGUUAAACAAAUAAGAAAAACCAAAGAACUUCAUUUGUUAACGACCUUCCUCCUCCUUCAUGGUGGGACGACGAUGAGCGGCAGGGUCGAAGACGACGACUUCUCGAUGGUGGUGUUGGUUUGGUUCUCAGCGGCGAUGCUGGUUUGAACUUGGCUGCGACAUUGUGUGUGUUGGGGAGAGGGGAAGGGACUUGUGUGUGCUGGGGAGAGAAGAAGGACUGGUUAGUUGGGCUAGUCAAUAAGGGUUUAGGUUGCAGGCAAAAUCGUCUGUGUGGGUAGGUUUAGGGCGAAAAUAUCAAAUACUUAGAGCGUUAAUAUUUUUUUACUGGAAAUAUGUGAAUUUUAUUAUUCAGCAACCACAUUUACAUUAUCUUAUAGCAACUGAUCAACAAGAUAAACUGGCGUUCUGUCGAACCAAACCAUUGCCCGCAGCUCAACUUCCUAAGUUUGUCUCCAUUACUGCGACACACUAUAACCAUCUCUGUAUGAAUCCCAUCGGCCUGAUGCAAUUGCUAAACCAACGUAGAGCAAUCCACUUCCAGGGUAAACUUCGGUUCGGCACACUAUUGCGCUAGGCUCACCCCUAUUUCUACUGCAAGGGCUUAUGCUAAUCCUGCAUUCAUAUUGCCACGAAUGUUCCUUGCCGCUGCAAGGAUGAACCUUCAUCCUUCCCUUGUAUCACAACCCCAAUACCAGUCCCCUCAUCCUUUAAAGUCCCCGCAUCAGUAUUGAUUUUAAUCUCACAUUGUCUCCUCUAUUCGUAAAGCAGUCUCUUAGGUUGGAGGCUCUCCACAGUCAAGACACCCAUUCGCACUCCCAAAACAGAUGGAUUUGAGUUUCACGCGACUCAUAGAAUGGGCACUUCCACUCCGCAUCUUACUGCGAGGACAGACAUCAUCCCCUGUUGGUAAUGCAUCCCCCGCAACUUGCAUUUAACAGAGGUUUGACACAACUUGCAUUUCAAGAAUCCCCCACCCAGUAGUCCACUUCUGGUGCAGCUUCACAUUCUCACUGAAAGAAACUUCAGACUUCUGAAAAUUCACCAACUGACCUGACUCUUUUUCAUAGCCCUUAAGAUUAUUUUUCAAGGCUAGGCUUUCCCGCUCCGUUACGCUGCAAAAGAACACACUAACCUUAGCAAAAAAAAACAUGUGCGAGAUGGCUAGGGCGCCCUGGGAAGGCUCCAAUCCUCUCAUUUUCUUCUCCUGGACAGCAUUCUUCGUGGCUACAGACAACCCUUUCGCAUCAAUCAGGAAUAAGUAUUGUGCUAGAAGGUCACGUUGCUGAUAGACCGUUAAUUGCACAUGUUUUUACCCCUAUUCUUGAGCCGUUUUGAGAUGUUGAUUCUCGUGUUUUAGGCCAAUUUCACGCUAGGUUGUUCUUGUUUGUGAUAUUUCAGGUCCUAGUAUGUGAAUGAAGGUUUAGGAACGAGUUCGGGGUCGAUUGGACGAAGAUUGGACGUUUGGCGAGAAGCUGAGGAACUCACACAGGCACGCCUAAAAUUCCACACGGCCUUGUGACUUGGCCGUGUGGCACCACUUUGCUUGGGAAAAUCGCACUGGCCGUGUAUGGCAUCCCUUGUGACCGUAUGGAAAGUCCAGGGAGUUCACACGGCCAGACUGGAAAUCCACACGUCCGUGUGCUUCUGGCCGUGCUGCGUGCCUGAAGUCCACUAAUCAAAACGUGGUGUUUCCAUUCUCACACGGGCAAACUGGAAAGCCACACGGCCGUGUGGCCUGGCCGUUUGGUCGGGAAAUUCUGGGUUUUUAACCCAAUUUCGAGCCAAAAGAGGGGGAACCGAGUUUUAGAGAGACAAAGCGUAUACCUAGAGAGAGAAAGUGACGAACCUGAUUCUCCAGGUGCCUGAGAUCGAUCUCCAUCACCAUUGGAGCCCGGCUUGAGCUUGGAGAAGAGCUUAUUGAGUGCCAGAAGCAGAAUCUCAUCCUUCACAGUAUGGUUUCCGCGUCUGAGCUAGAUUUCCCAUCUCUCUCUAUGGAGUAACUUUCUUAUUCACUUGGGUAUGAAGAAACCUAGAUUUGUAUGUUAGGUCUGCUUGUAUGAACCCAAGUACGGAUUCAGUGAUAUGAUUAUAUUCAAUUGAGGUUUGAUUUGUUGAAUGGCAUGAAUCCUGAUCAAAUUCCUGUUGUUUCUGCUUUAACCUAGAAAGAGAAUAUCUGCCUAGGUUGAUAGAGCACCCUUGAUUGAAGGUAGUGAAUUGACGACUUUAGUCGAGAAGUCAAUUCACUAUUCUGUACCGGAUUUACUUCGGUAGUGGAGGUUUGGUUCGUUAGGGCCUCAAUCUGUUUACUCCGGUGGAGGUUAGUCGCCCGCUGGGGACUCAGAUUGAGAGGGUCUGGAGACCUUUAGUCGAGACUGCAUACUGUUUAAGAACCUCCCGCAGUAUAACUAUCAUUGAAAUUGAACUUGGUAAAUUACAAUCCGGCUUAACUACAGUCUAGGGGGAACCAUAUAUGGGUGACCUCUCUCAACUUGAAAACAACCUUUAACUGCUUUGCUUAUUUGCUUGUUUGGACCUUCACUACACUUUCACUGCUAAAUAAUAAGAACUCACGGAGUAGUCAUCACACUUAGGACUCGGGUUGACAUUAAAACCCAAACCCGCUAUACUACGCUUUACGAGGUGGUUACACUUGGCCAUUUUCUAGAGUGACGGUAGGAGCGAGUCAAGUUUUUAGCGCCAUUGUCGGGGACAGCUAGGUUGUUGAAGAAACGUGGUUUCUGUUAAUUUAGUUUUCUUUGGGUUAAUAUUUUUGUAUGGCUUGAACUUUGACCAAAAUAAAAAUCCUGGCCAAUCUUUUCGAUCUAUAACAUCCUGGCCCGAACUAUACGCCAAAAUAAACAAUUUGGCCAAACCCGAUGUUUGACCGUUAACUUGGAAGGUGGUCAACGCGCCACAUCACUGCCAAGUCAGAAGAUCUGAUAAAGAUUUAAUUUUUUUGUUUUUUAUUUUUAGUUUAACUAAGGUAUUAGAAGAUUUUUUUUAAUUUAUAAUAAUUUAAAAUUAGGGAAUGUGUGGAAAUUGUCAAUUAUUUUAAAUAUUUUAUGCUGACUUGGCAGUGGCAUGGCGCGUUGACUAACGGUCAACGCGUUUGACCGUCCAAGUUAACGGUCAAAAGUCGGAUCUGGCCAAAUUGUUUAUUUUGGUGUAUAGUUCGGGCCAGGAUGUUGUAGAUCGAAUAGAUUGGCCAGGGUGUUUAUUUUGGUCAAAGUUCAAGCCAUACGAAAAUAUUAACCCUUUUUCUUUUUAGCAUUCUUUUUUUGCUUUGUCACACUUGUGCCUUCACGGGUUUGUUGUUUGACUGUGUGCAGGUAGUGUAUAACCCGUAGCCAGUCAGGAGGUUUACUAUCGUUGGAUCCGGAGCUUGAACGCACCUGUCGCCAACUUAGGAGACAACAGCGAGCUAGACUAGCUACGGAGGAGCGCAUAAACGGCCACUUGAGCAGCGAUUCCGAGGACGAGUACGAGAUGGAAGGUGAACAUAACCCGCCCCAGGGGAUACCUCUCCAGGUUCCCCCGGUAAACCAGAUCCUGGGGAACAACCCAAUACCCCAGGCAGAUGGGGUUCAUCAUCAACCACCACCACCGGGUCCCACCUUGCAGUACUACUACACUCCACGGGUCGCUGAUAUCCGCCCUGUUAUCCUCUAUCCACCCAUCCCAGAGAACAACUUCGAGAUCAAGCCGUGUUGGAUUCAACUCAUUAAAUCCUCUAUCCAGUUUCAUGACUUGAAGGAUGAGGAGGCAAUGGUGCAUCUUUCCCGGUUCCUGCAGCUGACGAACGGGUUCAAGAUGAAUGGUGUACCCGAUGAUGCAAUCCUCCUUCACCUCUUCCCCCAUUCUCUAGAGGGGCAUGCUAAGAGGUGGUUAGAGACCCAACCCCCAUUGUCCAUCACUUCUUGGGACGAUCUGGGCAACAAGUUCGUGCACAGGUACUAUCCGGCAUCGAAGGCCACAGAUAUCCAGCGAGAGAUCACUCACAUUGUCCAUUGUCCAUCACUUCUUGAAGAAUCCCUUUAUAAUAGUUAACAAAGCAAGAUGAGAUCUCCUCAUGUGACGCGAUCAUUCUCCCAUUCUCUCGUUGAACCCUUCAAAUUGUGUUACGUUUCUUUCUUGCCGAUGCUUUCUUAUGGAAAAAUCCGGUAUUCUUGUCUCCAUCCCAUAACCAAUCCGCCCUCAAUCUCUGUUUCCGGUAAAUCUCCUCCAUAUCUUCCAACUCCUCCAACUCUUUCUCGACCUGCUGAGACUGUUGAAAAGCUUGUCUUGAUUUUGGUGCACGAUCAAGCGCGCACAAAGCUCUUCUUAUUGUUAUGCUGCUUGGAAAAUCUUGGAAACUCAGUCUGGCUCUAAUCCACAAGCCGUUGGUGAACUAUCCCAAGCUUCUCAACACCUCACCGCUUUCCGUACUGCCCCAUGCCUCUUCUAUAAUCUUCUCGCAUUAUUCAUGUUUCGUAUACAUUGGCUCGAACUGGAAACGCCAUCGCCAUUGCGGAUCCAAUCCAAAUCUUCGUCACCAUGCGUGUCACAUACUAUCGGUCGAUGAUCCGAUCUUGCAUUGUCAAGAUGAAGUACCCGUCCUUUGCCAAAAAAAUUCCUACCUUUCGACGGAGGCAAUAAAUCAAUAUAGCCUCUCUUCAAUAUAACCUUCCACUGCCCACUUGUUGUUUCAUGUAAAGUCGUAUCCAACGUAGCCUAGAUCAUUAAGCUACGUGUCUAAUAGGCAAUCAUUAAAAUUUGUCAUAUCCU